UCUGUUGACAGGAAGCGGAAGUGAUCCUUAGACUAGCUAGCAGGAGUAAAAGACAGCAGCGAUAACAAGACAUCCUUUUAUGGAUGGUUGGAAAUACAGUCAACAUGCUUGUUUUAUCGUGCAAAGCGUGAACAUUCCCACCAAACAUGAACAACAUUAUGGAGGAACAGGAGAGGGAUACUCUCCUUGCUGCAGUGCCCGAGUCCCAAGUUUUGAAACCGGGUCCUGGCACUGGCAGCAGCUCAAGACCAAGGGCUACAGAUGGGAGCAUCAGACCUUUGGAGAAGAGGGGACCCUAUAUCAUGUCCAAAGCCCCAGCCAUUCACAUGAAACUACAGAAACAUCGUGAGAUGGCCCGCAAAGCAAUGAAGAAAAAAGGCCUUACGUCAGGGGGUCCAGUGAUGCAACAGCCCAGGCAAGGAGGAAAGAGAAGUGUGAUGUUCAACAAAGGUUAUGCCGCUUUGAGUCAGCACGCUGAAGAUACGCUGGUAGCAUUGGAAUCAGACAGUGAUGAUGAGCGAGAUGUCGAGCAGUAUUCCUCAGGAUACUCUUCAGCUGAGGUGCACCCAGACCUAAGCAGGCAGCUGCUGCAGGAUGGAUACCGGCUGGAUGAUCCUGACGACGAGGACCUGGACCUCAUUCCCCCUAAAGCCAUGGGUUCUUCAGCCUGCUGCUGUGCUGAGGCCCCGUCGUGCUUCGUGCAGUGAGGAGGGCACUUAGUGCUGUGACCUGGCUGACCCCGCAGCUCUGUGUUUAAAGACUGGACCUCUGUUACCCUGACCUUAGCCACUGUCUAAGUCAAGCAAGGCCUCCUGUUACCCAAACCCUACCACUGUCUAAGCAUGGAACCCCCCUAACACUUUAAACGCCUAGCCACUGUUUAUGCAGUGCUCUCUACACCCUAACUAACCUUAAGCAUGGACUAAAGUCAUCCCAAGCCUUAGCCACUGUCCAAGCAGGGCUCUCUGUCACCCCAAAGGUUGACCUCUGUGUUAUUUUGGAACUAGAUGAAAUGCUAACCAUGCUGCAGCCCCUCUGAAUAGACAGGUGCAGGGUGAAUCAUCUCUGGACAUGCACUGCACUCAUUAACCUGAGGGAGAAGGUCACUGUCUUGUUGUCCUCUUUGGCAUAUCGCUCCCAGGUCCAUUUAAACAUAAAAAAUGAAUAUGCAAGGUAAUAUGCAUACAGCAAAUGUCUUAGGGCGGUUUGAACGCUAAAGCUUUUUCGCAAGCUUGUCUUGCUUCAAUUCCCUUUUUUCAAAGUAAGCCCUUUUGAAAACAAACCUGAACAUUCCCUAACUAUAGAUGCAUUGAUCGGCAUUUUUAUACAUCUUCCUAAAAUUCCCUGUUUUUGUUGCAAAUCCCUGGUAUUAAUCUUGGGUCUAACCUCAGACCCCUUGUCUGUGGCUUUGACACUACAUGGUUUACUUGUAUGUGAAUGAAUGCUUUAAAUGA
This is a messenger RNA of Coregonus clupeaformis (lake whitefish), 1454 nucleotides long. It is a transcript of the gene fam219b, whose product is annotated as family with sequence similarity 219 member B. The record is from RefSeq and is a predicted model, not a curated record. Lineage: Eukaryota; Metazoa; Chordata; Actinopteri; Salmoniformes; Salmonidae.